AUCAUGCAAGGUCAAUGGUGGGAAGUAACACCCAGAUAUGUACAUAUGGUUCUACACACUCCUCCAGCCAGGUAUAAAAUGAGCAGUAGGGAAGGUGAUCAUUACAUGCAUGUUAAGGCACAGUUGACAGGGUACUACAAACUAUCAACCAAUCAGAGUCAAAAUGGCAAAAUACAAGGUGACUGUGCACACACACAACAUCGCAACUGGCACCACGUUGAACAACGUCUUCAUCAAGCUGAUUGGUGAAAAUGGAGAGAGUAAGCGCACGUGGCUCACUAGCUUGAAGGGACUCUUCUAUCAAGACACAGGGUCUCGUGAAUUCGACGUGGUGUGCCCCUCCUCCAUCGGCAAGCUGGUGCUGAUAGAGCUGGACAAACAGCCCCUCCCACUCUUCCCCCUGGAUGCCUGGUUCCCAUCCAAAGUUGUCGUGAAGACGCCAGAGAGAGACACAUGCCAGUUCCCCAUCUACCGUUGGAUUAUGGACAAGGAAGUGCACCUGUUCAGAGAGGGCACAGCUAAAAGGCUCUGUGAUGAAACUAAUCAUCUUGCCAGGUACAGCAGGGAACUGGAGAUGAAGAUGAGAGCUGAGCUGUACUGCUGGGAUACCUACAAGGAGGGUUUCCCCGGCAGCAUGAAGGCAGACAACCCUCUGGAUCUUCCCAGCGAGAUCCAAUUCUCGUUCACCAAGGCCACCCAGUUCCUCUUCACCGCCGCCACCGGGAUCACUGAGCUGAAACUGAAGGGGUAUUCUGACAGCAAGAAGAGCUGGAAAAACAUUGAUGAAAUCAGCAAAGUCUUCUGCUGCAAUAGAACUGUCAUCUCAGACUACGCACAGGAGCACUGGAAGGAAGACGAGUUUUUCGGAUACCAGUAUCUGAACGGCUGCAACCCCAUGUUGAUCCGUCGCUGCUCGGAGUUGCCGGCAAAUUUCCCCGUCACAGGAGACAUGGUCAAGCCCUCUCUUCGUGGGUCGUCCAGCCUCAUAAGGGAAUUGCAGAGCGGCAACAUAUUCCUGCUUGACUACAAGAACCUGGAUGGAUUAAAGGCAAACGUGAUCCAUACGAAAAAACAGUACAUGGCGGCUCCUCUGGUUCUGCUCUACAGAACCCCUGAUGACAAGCUGGUUCCCAUCGCCAUCCAGCUGAAGCAGAAGCCUGCAAAAGACAACCCCAUCUUCCUUCCUACUGACUCUGAGUAUGACUGGCUCCUGGCCAAGAUCUUUGUGAGGAGCGCUGACUUUCAAGAGCACCAGCUCAACGUCCACCUGCUGCGCACUCACCUCCUGGCUGAGGUGUUCGCUGUAGCACUGCUGCGCAACAUGCCCAUGGUGCACCCCCUCUACAAGCUUCUGAUUCCACACACCCGCUACACCCUCCAGAUCAACCUCUUGGCCCGGGCAUUUCUAAUAGCUGAUGAAGGAGUUUUCACUCAGUUUGCUGCUUCGGGCGGAGAGGGGAUGAUUGAGAUCCUGAGGAGAUCUGUGGCCUCAUUGACCUACAGCUCCCUCUGUAUGCCGGAAGACAUCACUGCACGAGGUCUGGAGUCAGUCCCCAACAACUACUACAGGGAUGAUGGACUCAAGAUGUGGGACAUCAUCCACAGGUUUGUAGAGGAAGUGAUUAGUUUCUAUUACAAGAGUGACUCAGAGGUCCGGGAAGAUCAGGAACUACAGAACUGGAUCAAGGAUAUCUUUGACCAUGGCUUCCUGGCCCAAGAAUGCACAGGAAUCCCUCAGUCUUUCUCCACUGUGCCAGAGGUUGUCAAGUUCGUCACCGUGGUGAUCUUCACCUGCUCAGGCCAACAUUCUGCUGUCAACUCUGGACAGUAUGACUAUGGUGGCUGGAUGCCCAACACCCCCAUCUCCCUGCAACAGCCACCUCCCACCACUAAGGGGCAGUCUACUGAGAGCACCACUGAGACCUUGCCAGAUGUCGGCACAACAGCACAGG
Oncorhynchus tshawytscha (Chinook salmon) is the source of this 1952-nucleotide messenger RNA. RefSeq names its product hydroperoxide isomerase ALOXE3-like. The record is from RefSeq and is a predicted model, not a curated record. Lineage: Eukaryota; Metazoa; Chordata; Actinopteri; Salmoniformes; Salmonidae. Gene Ontology annotation, molecular function: oxidoreductase activity, acting on single donors with incorporation of molecular oxygen, incorporation of two atoms of oxygen; protein binding; iron ion binding. Gene Ontology annotation, biological process: linoleic acid metabolic process; lipid oxidation.